Chionomys nivalis (European snow vole) is the source of this 7391-nucleotide messenger RNA. It is a transcript of the gene Rnf38, whose product is annotated as ring finger protein 38. NCBI's taxonomy places the organism in Eukaryota, Metazoa, Chordata, Mammalia, Rodentia, Cricetidae. The record is from RefSeq and is a predicted model, not a curated record. Bases 81 to 1955 code for a protein of 624 amino acids. The transcript has 13 exons.
UUCGCCGCCGGCCCGGGCCCAGCCAGCGCCCGCCGUGCCGGAGUCGAGUCGCAGCCCGAGCUGCUGCCCGCGGCCCCGCCAUGAGCGGAAGCGCCGCCGCCGCGGUCACGGUCGCCGCCGCCUCAGCUGCCGCUGCUGCUGCCGCCGCCGCGCACUUCCAGCCUCGGCCGUCGUCUCCCAGGCCGGGCCCCGCCGAGCUCGGGCCCCCGCGCCGCCCGCGCCCCCCGCCACCACCGCCGCCUCCCCGGCCCGAGCCUGCCGCCACCGGCCGCCUUACCCCUCCGGGCCACGGGCCUCUUCGGACCGGGACGCAGGGUGGCGGCGCCUGCGGCAGAGCGUCCGGAGCAGGUAGUGUUGGUGCUUCUUUUCAGUGCCGGUCCGUCCAUCACGACCACAUUUGUCAUGAUGACAGUGACAAGAUAUCUCCCGGGGCCAAUUCAGCACCUCUGCCUGGCCAUCCUAACAAGGUGAUUUGUGAAAGGGUGAGACUUCAGAGCCUGGUCCCUCUUCUCCCAAGUGAUCAGAACACUACCGUUCAAGAGGAUGCUCACUUCAAAGCUUUCUUCCAGAGUGAAGAUAGUCCAAGUCCUAAGAGACAGCGCCUCUCUCAUUCAGUCUUCGAUUAUACAUCCACAUCACCAGCUCCCUCACCACCAAUGCGACCAUGGGAGAUGACAUCAAAUAGGCAGCCCCCUUCAGUCCGACCAAACCAGCACCACUUCUCAGGGGAACGAUGCAACACACCUGCACGCAACAGAAGAAGUCCUCCUGUUAGGCGUCAGCGAGGAAGAAGGGAUCGUCUGUCUCGACAUAAUUCCAUUAGUCAAGAUGAAAACUAUCACCAUCUCCCUUACGCACAGCAGCAAGCAAUAGAGGAACCUCGAGCCUUCCACCCUCCGAAUGUAUCUCCCCGUCUAUUACAUCCAGCUGCUCAUCCUCCCCAGCAGAAUGCAGUCAUGGUCGACAUACAUGAUCAGCUCCAUCAAGGAACAGUUCCUGUCUCCUACACGGUAACCACGGUGGCACCCCAUGGGAUUCCACUCUGCACAGGUCAGCACAUCCCUGCUUGCAGUGCACAACAGGUCCCAGGAUGCUCUGUGGUCUUCAGUGGACAACACCUCCCUGUCUGUAGUGUGCCUCCUCCAAUGCUUCAGGCCUGUUCGGUUCAGCACUUACCAGUACCAUAUGCUGCGUUCCCACCCCUUAUUUCUAGUGAUCCAUUUCUUAUACACCCUCCUCACCUUUCUCCCCACCAUCCUCCUCACUUGGCACCGCCAGGCCAGUUUGUCCCUUUCCAGACACAGCAGUCACGAUCGCCUCUACAGAGGAUAGAAAAUGAAGUGGAACUCUUGGGAGAGCAUCUUCAAGUGGGCAGUUUUACUUAUCCCCCCUCGGCCCAUCCCCCAACAUUACCUCCGUCAGCUCCUUUGCAGUUCCUGACACAUGAUCCUUUGCAUCAGGAGGUGUCCUUUGGCGUACCUUAUCCUCCAUUUAUGCCUCGGAGACUCACAGGGCGUAGUAGAUACCGAUCCCAGCAGCCAGUUCCACCUCCCCCUUACCAUCCAAGCUUACUGCCUUAUGUGUUAUCAAUGCUUCCAGUACCACCUGCUGUGGGCCCAACUUUCAGCUUUGAAUUGGAUGUAGAAGAUGGAGAAGUAGAAAAUUAUGAGGCCCUGCUAAACCUGGCAGAACGACUGGGAGAGGCGAAGCCUCGGGGACUGACUAAAGCAGAUAUUGAACAGCUUCCCUCCUACAGGUUCAACCCUAACAACCACCAGUCGGAGCAGACUUUGUGUGUAGUAUGCAUGUGUGAUUUUGAGUCAAGGCAGCUUCUUAGAGUCUUACCCUGUAACCACGAGUUCCAUGCCAAGUGUGUCGAUAAAUGGCUUAAGGGAAAUCGUACUUGCCCAAUUUGCCGAGCUGAUGCUUCAGAAGUACAUCGGGAUUCAGAGUGACCAGCCUACGAGCACAGAUUUAGUUUGGGUGUUCCUCAUCACGUGUAUAUAUGGACUAUCCAUUGAACUUAACCUGUGUGGCUUCCAGCCCUCCCUUUACCAAAAGGGUCAAUGGACCUUUCUUUGCACUGUGUGACUUAAUCAACUAUAAAAGCUUACAAUUAGUCUUCACAAUUAUGGGAUUGUUAUACUAACUGUGUGAUUGGAACUCCAAAGAUCUUUUCUUUAGCUUAAUUUCGUGUGUGCACUAACAUUCCCUGGUUUUUGUGUGAUCAUUCCGAGUGUUGCUGCAAGAUUACAGUGGACGUGAUCUUUUAGCAUGUGCUUUUAUAAAAAGUGGUAGCUCCAGAUGAUAUAGCAAUCUACCUUCUAUAGAGCCUUCAGAAACUGUGAGUGGAAAUGAGUGCAGCGUGUGAACUGUGUGAGAGAGUGUGCAACUACAUGUGUGUGGGCAUGGUAGCUACUGUGUGUGUGAGAUCCUAUGUACCAGCAUGUACCAAGAAUGUGUGUGUAGUUUUAAUUAUGCUGCAAUGUAUAAUCUGGUGUGUUAUUUAAACAGCACUAGUACUGUACACUGGUUUUCCCCUUGUGUUUGCUGUUGCACACUGAUUGCUAAGGGUGCAUCAAUUCUAAGCAUUGAAUACUCCGUCCCCUUCCCUCCCAAGGAAUGGAAUGAGCAAAGCCUUCUUCCUUUGCUUCAGGCAGCUGUCCCUUCUCUUCUCUGUGAUCCUAAGUGGGUCACUUAAGAAAAAAUGUCAGAUUCUCACUCCAUGACCUGAUUUUUUUUUUCUUCAAUUCUGUUGUAAAAGAAACUUUUAAGUCUCCAACUUGCUAUUUCCAAAAAGAAGGUGCAAUAUCAUACAUCCUCAUUAGCAAUAUCGGCAUUUCAGUCGGUGAUCUGAGUGCCACUACUUCUUGUUUUUCCUUUACAUUUCCAGUAGCGUUUUACAGAAAGGACCUGUGAUUUUAUUCAUGUGUAGAUUUGUAGUCUGUUUCGAAGAUGUUUGAGUAAUAUAUUUUUAUGAACACCACUGGUCCCAUAAGUAUCGCCUUCUUGACUUCCCGUAGAACAAAAUCUGUUAUCUAACAGCCUGGUUUCUGGUGUGUGUUCUUCGCUCAGGCCUGCAUGGGUAACUAAAUUGGUCUAAGAGAGCUAUUCUGUCAGUGUUAAUUGGAUUUCCACAUUCUGGUCCUGAAGUUCUCUAGUUCUUUUCCUCAGUAAGCAUUCUCGUUGAAACCUUGUUUCAGGAUGAUUGAGUGCUGGGACAGCUCCCUUCUUAGGUCUGGUUUGCUUUGAUGGCUUACUCUUUCUCUUUUAUGUCAGAAUGAGAAAAAGCUUAAUACAACAGGUGCCCAGAAUACUUGCAGUGUAAAUGAAGAUUGGAUUUUGUAUAAAAAAUAAUAAUGCUGUCAAACAGGAAUUGACCUUUAUUUAAUCGGAAAUGAUACAUAGCCGUGUAAAACAAGACAGAUUGACCGUAAAUCGGAUGGUUGGAAGUCACUUUUCAGCAGUUGGAUUCCUUCCUCCUUCUCAGUGUGCUCAGCCUUGUCUGCCUCUUUGUGAGUUCUCGGCCUCUGUCUGCAGCCGCACGUGCUGCAGCCUACGGCCACACUGCGACACUUGGCUGCUAACCUCACUCGACUUGCAGUUGGCACUGGGCCUUUUUUUUUACUCUGACAGGGAGAGUGUUCAACUACUUGCUACUGCCGUGUUCCUUACCCUCCCUUGAAGUCUCUAAGCUCACCACAGCCUAGAAUUCAGGAAAGUCAAUCCACACAGAAGCACAAUUUUGUCUUCUUCCAGACACUGUUGCCUCUCUAGUCAGACAAUAGGAUUUGACCUAUUUUCUGUUUGCCCUAGACUUAAGUGUGUCAGAAAUACACUGAAACAAUGGUGAAUGCACGUGUUACUUUUAAAUCAUUAGGAUACCCCCUCCCGUUCCUAAUGAUAAAAAGGUGUGUUAAAGUCAAAAUUAAUGGCUUAUAAUAGUCAUCUCCAAAUCACAUACAGUUUAAUCUUUAUUUUUUAAUUUAAAGAAAUCAUGUUUAAAAUGACAAGUCCAUAUUAUAUAUACACUUAUAUAGCUGCAGAAACUUUACACCUGUGCAGCUCUCAUAUGACACUGCUCCACUCAGUAUUUGUUUUCCCGAUGCACAUAAGUGAAGCACUUUCCUCGUUUAUAGAGAUACUGACUACCAAGGCACACUGUGCUAAGACCGGAAAGCAGCCUUUCUUUAUUCUGUCGAUAGUUGCCAUGACGUUCCCUUUCCAGUAGAUUUUUUCUUUUUUUUAAAAGAAGUAGUUGGCAAUUUAGGAGGCAGCAGGUCUGUCCUGGUAAAAUUGUGUUUUGCUGUUAUGACUGCUGUCUCCGUGGGGUAUCUUCUCUUAGCACAGAACUGUUAGAGAAGAACCAGACUUUUGUUCAUGGUGUGGUUGGUGUAUUUUAGGAGCAUACCUGGUGUGAUCUCUUAGUGACCAUGGUGGGCAUCUUUGUGGCCAGAAGAUGAGAAAGUGCAGCUGGCUUCUGCCUAACCGUCAUCCCUGGGAGAUGCACUGGGUGGCAGAUGGAUGUUGGUAGCCUUCAUCCUCUUCCUCCUAGAACAAUGUUGGCUUUACCGUCUUAACUCAGCUGUGGAGUUUUGUUGUUCUUUGUUUGUUGGUUGGUUGGUAGGUUUUAGAUUUGGGGUUUGGGCCUUUUGGUUUGUGUGGGGUUUUGGUUUUUUUGCAUGAAUCACCAUUAUUUUGUAUUUUUAACUCCAACCUCAACAAAACAACUCAAGGCCUCUAAGUAUCAAGAUACCAUACUAAUAUUUUCCUGUCCUGAAUUUUUUUAGCAGAAUCUGAAAUUGUGAAAGCAUAUUAGAUUUUCUACACUCCCUGAACUUUAAUUUGCUAGAAUUCUUAAUUUGGGCCUCUUAUGAAAAUUUCCAGUGUGAUCUGCCUGCCAGCUUCCGAGAACACUUUCACAGUAUCUCUGGGCCUUCUCGAGUCUGCUCCCCAUAGUGCAUCUGGUUACCUCAUGUUGCUGUUUGUUUAAGAUUAUGAAAACUCACGGGGUGUUUGUUGGAAUCAUUUGCUGAGUCAUUUCCUUAAAUCAUAUUCCAUUGUAUCAGUUAACAUAUAGUUUUAAAUGUAUGUAUUAUAAAUAUCUGUAACCAAAUCAUUUGAAGGCUUGAUAAAUUUUUAACAAAGUUUGUACAUUUUUUAUGAAAGUUACUAGUAAUGCUUUACUAAGUAGUGCAAUGAAUUUUUAUUUUUAAUCCCUGUGCCCAAUUUUGGAGUUGAGAGGGUUGUUGGUAAUAAAUGUAUGAUGUACACUUAAAAUAUCUGUUGUGUUUCAUGUUAGGUAUGUUUUAGGAGCUGUGUUUACAAAGGGGUGUGUGUGAUAGGAUACAGCAAGGUGGUAGAGCCGCAUUGGUGCUCACGCUGAGUUUAAAGUGUAGUCUUUGGUGUUGAUUUAAACAACUGGAGUUACAAAAUGAGCAUGGUAACAUAGGUAUCUACUUGUUUCCUUAAAAGACCAAGCAAUCAGCAGAAAAUGUAGCCACACGUGGGUACAUGCAUAUCUAACAAGCUGCAGAUAAAGGAAACUUAACCAUCUCUUCUCUAUGUCUCCCUGCAGCACCUUCUCCCAUGAACCAUAAGAUACAGAAAACAGCCCAUGUAACUGGGAAAGCAAGUGUACAUUAGGGGCAGUUUACAACCAAGUUACUGUGAACGUAACAAGGUGAAAGGACCCUCUGUUCAUUGUCAUACAUGGUGACUUAAAAUGUAAGAAAUCUGCUGACCUAUUUACUUGAGCAGGUGUCUGAUACCCCACCAGCAAAAGCAUUCAGAAAUCCUGAGUUAUAAGCCAUAACCUGAAAAAAUGGCUGUUCUAAAAAGCCAUGGGCUCCUCAGCAAAUAUUCUUUCAACAGGAGUGGAAGUAUCGGUGCUGAUGCUCUAAGGGCCUCGUCUUUGCCAAGUGUUUACAGUGCUCUCCUGGGUUGGCUUUGGUGAUAUCACAGGCAUCUCAAAUGUGCCCACAGACAUCACUGGCUACAGUGUUUAACAGAGCAGAAGCUUCUGUUUACACUACAGAGUAAGAUUUCUGAAAGGUGUGGUCAGGUCACACCUGUCUGAAGUGUAGUCGUGUAAGACAGUUUAGUGGCCACGUUUAAAAGCAGAAGAAUUGGCCAGGUAGAGUGCUUCCUUAGUCCUGGCUUCAGUCCCCGACUGGAAGGAAAAAAAUGUUAUUCAACCCGUCCUAUAUGCUUUCAGUAUAUAUGCUGUUGACCCCAGCACUUGAGGCCAGCCUGGUCUACAGAGUGAUUUACAGGUCAGACUCCAAAGUAACAGAAAAAAAAAAAUCUUUUGUAUUUUCUCAGAACUUGUAUAUUAAAGCACAUCUAAUUUAAAUUGGCCACAUUGUAAAUAUUCAGUAACCCAUGGAAGUGGCUGCCAUACUAGAUGGCUCAGAUCUAGACCACUGUGCUGUAUUAUCUGGUUUCCCAGGAACUGCAAGUUAAGACGGGUAGUGUUUGCUUGUAAUCCUGACACAUGCUGGAAGGUUUAAGGUUGUAUUUAGGGGGAUGGGCUUUAAAUGGACCUUACUCUCCUGGCCUCAACUUCUUUUGUGUGUAUGUGUACAGAGGACAACUUUGGAUGUUACUCGGUGUUCCUCUUGUUCUUUGAGACGGGGUCUCUCACUGGCCUGGAGCUUGCUGAGCAGGCUAGGCUGACUGACUGUGAGCCCCAGAGGUCCUUUUGCCUCCUCCUCCUUAGCACUGGGAUUACAAGUGUGUGCCACCAUUCCCAGCUCUGUUUUGUUUUGUUUUAAUGUGGGUUCUGGGAAUCAGACUUUGGGUCCUUGUGCUUGCAACACAUAACUGACUGGCUAUCUCCCCUUGCUAUUAACAGAGUAAAUUAUAUUUAUUGUUAGACAAUUUUAUACAUGUAAACAAUGUAUAUUGGUCAUAUGCAUUCCCAGUUUGCCCCUCCCAUCCCCCCAGGCAUCUUCAACAUGUCUCUGGUUCCCAUUUUUUGUGACUGUGAUAGCUAUUCUUGGUUGUCAUCUUGACUGCAUCUGCAGUUAACAAACACAAACAUCUGUGUAUGCCUGUGUGGGAUUUUCUUCUUGAUUAUGUCAUUUGAAGUAGGAAAAACCACUUUCAAUCCAUAUCUUUUGAAGUGAGAAGAUACACCUUUAAUCUGGGCCAUGCCUUUUGUUGGCAAGCCUGUAUAAAGGACAUAGAAGAAGGACGUUCUUGCUCUUGAUGACAAGUCCAUUCCUUCACUGGAUCAAAGCCUACUACUUCGAGAUUCCAGAGUAUACUGAAGACCAGCUGAGACAUCCAACCUCAUGUAUUGAAGAAACUCCUGGAUUCUUUCACCUUCCAUUUUGGGUAGACAGCCACUGUUGGACUAGCUGGACCACCGCUUGUAAAGCAUUCUA